ACUCCUAAAUCGUGGACGGAUGUUCGUUUGGUCCCAGAAUCAGGCAAAACAAUUACUCGUUGCUAAAGAGGACGAGGAAUCUGACGUAGGAGCGAGAUGGAAGAAUGAGAAAACAAACGACGAGCUGGAUGGAAUGAAGGGCGCGGGGACUUACUACCGGGAAAAUGAAGUGCCCUUUGAAGAGGGCAAACCACUUGACCCUGACGAAAGAGAGAGGAUAAGCUCCCAGGCCCCGUCGUAUUGGGUGGGGGAGAGACUCCUCGAUUUAGGAGCUGGAGAUGGUCACGUGACUCAGGUACUAGCCAGCGGUGCCAUGUACGUGGAUGUGACGGAAGCUUCGCCCGUAAUGAGAAGACGUCUCCGAGACCUUGGCUACAGGGUGCUGGAUACCUGGAAAUGGAUGGACGAAACUGAAGGCAUCCGGUAUGACGUCAUCACUGCUUUAAAUCUUUUGGAUCGCUGUGACACCCCGAGAACGCUUCUCCGGGAUAUUCAUAAGAAGUUGACCGACCACGGGUCUCUUGUCAUUGCUCUAGUCCUGCCUUUCUGCCCCUACGUCGAAACAGGCAGUGCUGACAAUUUGCCAUCUGAAAACCUGGGAAUCUCUGGAUCAACUACUGAAGAACAAGUGAAUUCCCUUGCUACAGAAGUAUUUCCAAGUUUAGGUUUCAAACUAGUCAAGUGGACAAGACUGCCUUAUUUAUGUGAGGGUGACAUCGACCAAGCAUUUUACUGGCUUUCUGAUGUAGUUUUAGUUUUGCAAAAAUCAGAGAAUAGUUUAUCAAGUAACAACCUAUAUGAAAGAUUCACUGAUGAUAACCUUCUUGAUGUCAAAUCUGAGUUAUAACUUGAGAAUCAAAUGUUUCUAUUGUACAGCAAUCUUGCUAUUUUUCUAAAACAUGAGGGUUAAGUAAAUAUGAAACUGGG
This is a messenger RNA of Macrobrachium nipponense, 927 nucleotides long. RefSeq names its product protein-L-histidine N-pros-methyltransferase-like. Bases 20 to 847 code for a protein of 275 amino acids. Gene Ontology annotation, molecular function: protein-L-histidine N-pros-methyltransferase activity. Lineage: Eukaryota; Metazoa; Arthropoda; Malacostraca; Decapoda; Palaemonidae. The transcript has 3 exons. The record is from RefSeq and is a predicted model, not a curated record.